Molecule: messenger RNA, 1487 nt
Organism: Nicrophorus vespilloides
Lineage: Eukaryota; Metazoa; Arthropoda; Insecta; Coleoptera; Silphidae
Gene: Bcs1
Product: mitochondrial chaperone BCS1
Exons: 5
Coding region: 73-1344 (423 amino acids)
Biological process (GO): mitochondrial respiratory chain complex III assembly; protein insertion into mitochondrial inner membrane from matrix
Cellular component (GO): mitochondrial inner membrane
Molecular function (GO): ATP binding; ATP hydrolysis activity
Source: RefSeq, a predicted model, not a curated record
UAUUAGAUAACCUAUACAAAGCUUAAAUUUUCUUAUUAAUUAAACUGAAAUUGUAAAUAAUUGUCCUCUAAUAUGACUAUAAUAGAUUAUGUAGGUGCGCUUUCCGAUAAUCCAUAUUUUGGUGCAGGCUUCGGUUUGUUUGGUCUUGGUGCAGGAGCAGCAAUUUUAAGGAAAAGUCUUCAAGGGUCUAUGAUACUCUUCCGAAGACAUUACAUGAUAACUCUGGAAGUACCAUGCAGAGAUAAAUCUUAUCAAUGGCUGUUACACUGGAUGACACAGAAAGGAGCAAGAUCUACACAACAUUUAAGUGUGGAAACUAGUUUUGAACAGAAAGACACAGGACACGUCAAAACAAAAUAUGAUUUUAUUCCAAGUAUAGGUACACACUUCUUCAGCUACAAAAACACAUGGAUCAGAGUGGAAAGAACAAGAGAACAACACACAUUGGAUUUGCAUAUGGGAGUUCCAUGGGAAACUGUCCAAUUAACUGCAUUUGGAAGAGACAAAUCUAUAUAUUUUAAUAUAUUAGAAGAAGCUAGACAAAUGGCAUUGAAAGCCCACGAAGGAAAGACGAUUAUGUACUCAGCGAUUGGAAGUGAAUGGAGGCCAUUGGGGCAUCCUAGAAAACGAAGACCAAUUAAUUCCGUAGUGUUAGAUUCUGGUAUUAGUGGACGCAUUCUUCAGGAUUGCAGAGAUUUUAUUUCGAAUCCGUCGUGGUACACAGAUAGAGGCAUUCCUUAUAGAAGAGGUUAUCUUCUGCAUGGUCCUCCGGGUUGUGGAAAAUCAUCUUUUAUAACGGCAUUAGCGGGAGAAUUGGAAUUUGGCAUUUGCGUUCUUAAUUUAUCCGAAAGGGGUUUAUCAGACGAUAGGUUAAAUCAUCUAUUGAGCGUGGCUCCGCAACAAGCAAUAAUACUUUUGGAAGAUAUAGACGCUGCAUUUUUAUCGCGAGAAGACACGAAGCAACAAAAAUCAGCGUUCGAGGGUUUGAAUCGUGUUACCUUCAGUGGUCUUUUAAAUUGUUUAGAUGGCGUUGCAAGUACCGAAGCAAGAAUCGUAUUUAUGACGACCAAUUAUUUGGAUAGAUUGGAUCCAGCUUUGAUUCGUCCUGGAAGAGUGGAUCUGAAGGAACACAUUGGUUGGUGUUCGCAAGAGCAAUUGGAACAAAUGUUCUUAAGGUUUUAUAAAACUGAAAAUUCUGGUAUAAAUGCUGCGAGUUUCGCUGAAAAAGUGGUAUCUUUCAACAAACCUGUCAGUCCAGCACAAGUGCAAGGAUAUUUUAUGUUCCAUAAACGGGCUUCCGAAGCGGAAGUUGUCGAAAACGUCAAAAUGCUCUGGGAAUUAUAAAAUGAAUAAACAACACUGUGAUUUUUUAUUUAUCAAAUAAGUUUUAAACAUUGCAACCAAAAUCUGUUAUUAUUUCUUCUGCUUUUUACCUCUCCCUCUUGAUUUUUUUGGUUUAUAUGGACCCAACUUUCGACGAACCAUUA